UCGUGCUGCUCUCUCUGGUCUCGUGCUGCUCUCUCUGGUCUCGUGCUGCUCUCUCUGGUCUCGUGCUGCUCUCUCUGGUCUCGUGCUGCUCUCUCUGGUCUCGUGCUGCUCUCUCUGGUCUCGUGCUCUAUUCCUCCAUGACCAGCCGUUUGCUGGGCCGAUGUGCCCGUCUCCUCCCCAGGGCCACCCCCCAGGCCUCAGCCACCGCUGCCUUCCUGUCUACCCCUGCAGCUGGGCCAGCAGAGCCGCUGUGGGCCCAGGCCUGGCGGCAGCCUGUGGUCAGGGGGCUAUGUGAGGGCAGGAGUUUGGUCAAAGAGGAGUAUCCCAUCGAGCCCAAACGCACCCAGCUGGAUGAGCUCUUAGAGAGGGCCCAAUCUCCACAGGAUGUCCUGAAGGCGUGGGCGGCACAAGGAGGAAAGGCCAAUCAGGCGGCUAAGACUCUGGUUCAGCUUGUCAGAUUGGCUGGGAGAGAGAAAGGUGGGGCGAAAGUGGACCAAUUUGAGCUGCUGAAUGAUCCCAGACUGCUGGACAUAAUGGACACAGUUACUGCACAGGUAGCGUCAGUGUGGAAUGGUACGCUGGUCUCUCUGCUGCGCUCCCUCUCUACUCUGGGUGUUCCGCCUACAGCUGCAGUACAACGCUCCAUCCAGACAGAGGUGCUGUGGCGUGUACGCAGACUCUCCUACAAACAGCUGGCUUUCCUGGCAGACUGGGGAGCAGGGCGGAAUGGUCAGAUGGAGGUGUUGCUGGUGAGCGCAGCGCUGAAACAGCUGGAACUCCGCUGGACUGAGAUUGCUGACGCCAGAACAGUCAGUACCCUGAUGGCUAGGGCUGGACACCUCAGUCCUGCACUGAUGGACAGACUGGAGGAUAAGGCGUUAGAGCUAGCUGAAGGGUUUGGGGCGGAGGAUAUCCGCAGGGUGUGUGUGUCUCUGGCAUCUCAGGGACGCCGGUCAGUGCCUCUGCUCAGAGCUCUGUCCUACCACUUCCUACAGAAACCCUCAACAGACCUUACCACACCGCUACUGUUGGACCUCGCCUACGCAUAUGGGAAGUUGAAUUUCCACCACUCCCAGGUCUUCCAGCGAUUGGCAGCCGAGUUGUUACCCAGAAUGCCAGAGAUUAGUUCUGCCGAUGUCACUCGCUGCGCCAAAUCACUAGCCUUCCUCAAGUGGCUCCAUCUCCCAUUGUUUGAGGCAUUCGCUGAGCACUACAGUGUGAACAGUCAGAAGUACAGCACACUGCAGCUUUGUAACCUGCUCAUGUCAUUGGCCAGGCUCAACUUCCAGCCCAGCAAAGGGGAGGAGUUCUACAAAAAGGUCCACUCUGCCCUGGAGGGUGUUCUCCCCAGCCUGGAGGUGUUCCUGCAGACAGACGUGGUGUGGUCUCUGUGUGUGUUACAGCAGGUCAAGCCCCAGCACAUCACGGCCCUCACUCAACACACACAUGUUGCCAAACUCUCAGAAGGCAGUCUGUCUCGAGUGGAAAACUAUCGCCUGAAGCUCCUCCACAUCAUUGCUACCCUCCAGUUAGAACACCCAGAGUCUCUGUCCUCCACCCUGCCUACAGAGGCCAUGUUGAUUCCAUCCACCCUGGGCCGGAACUCCCCCCUCUCCCCUCUACAGACUGGGCUGAAGGGGGCCCUGGGUAAUCUGGUGGGGGGGAAAGCAGAGGCCCUACGUACCGGGGUCAACACUAUAUAUGGCUGGACCAUAGAUGGAGAGCUGGUGGUGGACAGUGAAAAUAAGCCAAUGGACCUGGUGACCCUGACGGCCCCUCACCUACUUGGAGGAGGCGGAGCCAAGUCCUUACCUGAGGGUGCAUGCAGGUUAGCAUUCCUGACCUGGGAGUUUCCUAACUAUGGCUCCAGGAGUAAAGAUCUGCUGGGACGAUUCACCAUGAUGAGACGGCAUCUCAAACUGGCUGGCUUUAUCCUUGUAGAGGUGCCAUACUAUGAGUGGCUGGAGCUCAAGUCUGAUUGGCAGAAAGGGGCGUAUGUGAAGGAUAAGAUGGGGAAGGCCAUUGCUGAGGAAAUGGCGAAGUGAACGAGGCCAAACAGCAGAAGUCUGGUUCAGUUCUAGACUCAACUGGACUGGAAAGAGGAGAGCCAGGAUGCCAAGGAUGGCUCACCAGAAACAAUCUGGUCUCAAACAACUCUGAACAGCAACCACACACACACACACACACACUAAUCAACCCACUCUAAAACAAGCCGCUUGGUGGAAAAUCUCUUUUGUUGUUUUAUCUUUGGUUGCCUUGCCGAUGCGUGGGGCUAUCCUUGUUACCAUGGAGACGCCCCCUGAGAGUUCUGUAUGCUGAAGAGAGCAGAGGGAGAAAGAGAGAGUGGGCCCUACAGCAGAAAGCAAGGGAGGAAAGACCUCUGUUGCUAAGGAUAUGUGUCCCUAAGUGACACUCAGAGAGAAUAGAGAGCAGCAUCAUAGAAUAAAUGCCCCAAUGAAUGUUAAAAGCUGUGUAUCACCUGUGAAUAGAGUGGUCUAAUUAAAUUAUCAAUAUGAGCUUUGAGUGAUAUGAUUGAAAGAAUUAUUUUACGCUUUAAUUUUGAUAUACAUGUUCCACACACUGUCUUCCAUGUUGGCACUGAUGUUCCUUGACUAACAUUGGCUGUAGAUGAGAGCAUCAAAUCUGUGAUCCAUUGUGGGUCAGUUGUGACUGACUGAUCUACAAAUAACAAUUAAGUCAUUAUUUAUGAUGCAAGGUUAUUUGUAGAUCAGUCAGACACCAUCCGCCUGCAAUGUGGAACAUAUAUGGCUCUGGUAGGUCUUGACUUCCCUCACAGUGUGUUUAGAGAGGACAUUGGGUUGGAUGAGCUUCUAUGGUAUCAUUGGCAUCCUGAUGGAGGUGUGAUAUUCAGCCUGAGGAUGCUUCUCUUCACAAGUUACAGCUAAUAAUAGGUAUGUAUUAUCAAACAUCAUGGGUGUGUGUGUUGUGGGGGGGGUGAAUGUAUCCAAGAGGGAUCGGCUCACACACAGCUGUUGAUGUUGUCUGUGCCGUACAGUGCCUUCAGAAAGUAUUCAUACCCCUUGACUUAAUUGACAUUUUGUUGUUACAGCCUGACUUCAAUAAAACAAUGUUUACCCAUCUA
Molecule: messenger RNA, 3103 nt
Organism: Oncorhynchus gorbuscha (pink salmon)
Lineage: Eukaryota; Metazoa; Chordata; Actinopteri; Salmoniformes; Salmonidae
Product: FAST kinase domain-containing protein 4-like
Exons: 10
Coding region: 138-2045 (635 amino acids)
Biological process (GO): regulation of mitochondrial mRNA stability; mitochondrial RNA processing
Cellular component (GO): mitochondrial matrix; ribonucleoprotein granule
Molecular function (GO): RNA binding
Source: RefSeq, a predicted model, not a curated record